AUGUCUGGCCUCGAACCACUUGCAGCACUUUCUCUGGCAUGUAAUGUUUUUCACGUCAUCGGUGUCGCGCGACACACAAUCCGUACUGCAAGGCAGGUGUACCAGUAUGGCGAGCUCGACCCCGCCCUCAUCGACCACGCAACACGCUUGGAAGAUCUCUCCAAGCGCAUCCGGCCAGCGACGAUGCCGGGCGCCAACCCACGGAGCACCGCCCAACCAAAGCCGACCGAUCAGGAUACGCAGCUCCUGGGGCUUGCGAACAGGUGCCUGAAUGCAGCGCGAGAUUUGCGCGAGGAAGUCAACUUCUUAAAGGGCCCUGAUACCAAGUCCAAGCUCGUGGCGAUGUUGAAGACUGCGGUGAAAACGGCAUGGCGGCAGCGGCGGCUCGACAGGCUGGGAAAGGAGAUGCUGGAUGCGGAGCAACUACUGCAGACGGGCCUCUUGACGAGAAUCUUUGAGCGGACCGAAAAGGCUAUUGGCGGCCUGGAAAAUCUCGAUUCGACCCUACGAUUGUUCGUGGAAGAGUACCGUGAAGGACGUUCAGAAACGGCCGAACUCGUGCGUACCGAGGCGAUCCAGACAAGGAAGAACGUUGCCAUUCAGAUCAAGCGCAGUAUCUACGCUGUAACGAAAUCCACGAUACAAGAGACUACGCGGGUUGAAGGCUCCUUGAAGAAGCACAUCACGCAAGAAACGGCCCAGGCUCAGAGGUUGCUAGGGAAGCACAUUUCAACCGCGAUUAGAAGCAGGGAUGGGAGCAGGGAUGCGCGAGAGCGAGCUAUUCAGUUGGAAGCUCGCAGGGAGCGGUUCCUACAGAGCCUCAAGUUUGAUCGUAUGAACGAGCGGAGGAGUAUGGUUGCCGAGUCGCACCCUCAGACAUACGAGUGGGUCUUGAGAGACAGUAGCGAUGCUAGAGAACCCGUGGAUACCGAUGCCGACCACCCUUGGGACAGCUUCUCGGAUUGGCUUCGAUCCACGGAGCCGGCGUAUUGGAUUAGCGGCAAGCCUGGAUCAGGAAAAACUACCCUCGUCAGUUAUCUCCUGGGUCACUCCCAAACGCGAGCUUUCCUGGAACAAUGGAGCCCUAGCGUUAUCAUCGUCUCGCAUUUUUUCUGGCGACCUGGCACCAAGAUGCAGCAGAGUAUUAGAGGCCUUUUUUGCUCCCUCCUCCACCAGCUACUCGACAAGGACAAGGAAUUCCUCAUGGGGAUCCUUUCGAACAACAAAAUCGCGUUGGAUAAGGAUGUGGAGACAGACUGGUCUUACAACGAACUUCAAUCGACCCUUCUCGACGUGAUGGCACACUACCCGAGGCCGAUCGCUCUUUUCUUGGACGGGCUCGAUGAGGUCCUUCCUGCGGACAGCACCCUUGCGCUUCUGGAUGUUGUCGAUGCCCUACGGCAAUCCCAAAGGCUCCAAGGAAAAAUCAAGAUGUGCCUAGGUGCUCGUCGCGAGCCCUUGAUACAGCAAAAACUCUGGGCAUGUCCACACCUACGCCUCGAGCACCUCAACUAUACCGACCUUCGCCGAUACGCUGAGGACACCCUUUCCAUCCCGGCUCAAUACCAAAUCUGCGUCCCCCCGAACUGGAAACUAUCCACGUACGAUGCCAAUGGUCACUGGGCCAAUUUCAGCUUCGAGAGGCCACCGACUCCACCUGACCUACGAUACUGGCUCAUCACUGAGCUUGUCAAUAAGGCCGAGGGAGUCUUUCUAUGGCUCUGUCUGACAACCAAAAUGGUCAUGCAGGCUCUCUGGCAAGGCCAGAUGUUCACCGAUUUGCAAGACCGAAUCGACAGCCUGCCGAGCGAGCUCGGUAAGCUGUACGCGGACAUGUGGGCAAGGGCAAACGGUGACAGCGAGCAUCCAGAGCAUCAAAAACGAGCUGCUCUUUACUUUCAGCUAGCCAUCAAAAAACAUUUUACUGAUCGCUUGACUCCAACCAUCGCCACAACCACGGAUAUGGCCAGUCAAAUAUUAGGCCGCAGCUCGUAUGAGGCCGGAUUUGUGACAUCGCUCGUCGAGUUGUGCAAGGCUAAAAUGCGGGACGUCGAAAUCAGAUGCGCUGGUCUCCUCCAAGUCAACCCAAUUUCGGAAACAAGGGAUACUUCUGGAUUGAUGCCCUGGCAUGGUGAUGACUAUUAUGAUCUGAUUCCUUACGCUGGGGAAGAGUAUUACCCGGGGCCGGUGGAGUUCGUCCAUCGGACUGCCUCCGACUUCCUGACCGACUCCGUGGAAGGCUUAAUGAUACUGAGGAAGAACGAGAUCUCGGAAUGGUAUCUCCGCCAGAGGAUUGUCGCUGCACGCCUGGCGCGCUGUCGGUUGUUCCGAGCGGCCCCGUUUGUCCGACAUCGCGAUGGGGAUGAGGGCUUGGAGAAAGCUCCAUUUUCCACUAGGUACAGUUAUCACAACAGCUUUUGGGGCCACUUGGUAUCGAUUAAUUCGCUACUUCAUGCGCUGCCCGAGGGAGAUGAAGACAACGCGAGAGGCGAGUGUGAGAAACUGCUCCGAUCCUGUCAGCAGCUCUUCGAAUCCGGCCACAUUUUCAGAGAAUACAGACUUCUCCGCAAUGUCGAGGAUUACCAGGAAGAGCGUCAAGGGCCGGACGGUAUUCAAGGCCUUUACGAAAUGAUUGUCAAGCGGGAGCAUGAGUUCCUCCUCGAGGCCGCAUCAAUGAACCUAAACAUCUGGCCCAUCAUAUGGGCCAAGGUCCAGGAUAUGGAAUUGAACAAGCAGACACUUUCGGAGCUUUUGCUGCACGUUUGCAACAUCGAGUUCGCUCUUUACGCCGAUGAUCUUUGGUUCAAAGAUGGAAAAGAAUUAAAUUCGAAAUGGUGGGACAAGGAGUCUCGGUCUUCCCUCUUGGCCCCCUUGGCCAUCGAUUCCCGUCUGAAGCUCGCCAGGUUACUCUUGGAACGGGGUGCUUGUCCUUCGACCAAAGGGCCACAGCGGAUCGAAGGCUACAGUCGUUUUGACCCAGUAUACGUCCUCGAGACGCCUCUCAAACGCCUCAUGUCUAGUGCCUGGCGCCUGGAGCGUGAUAUGCCUUUGUUUGACUCAAACCUAGCCGGAGACUUUAUUCACUUGAUCCAACUGUUAAUGUUUAAUGGCGCUGAUGCUAAUGGUGAGGAGUUCCGAGUCAGCUACCAGGUCCAAGAUGGACACUUGUUUGAGGAGGAAUUGCAUUUUAGAGACUGGGACGGCGGGGAAGCUUUGGUCCAGGGAAUCGAAGGUCUGCGCUUCGUCUUUGCUUACCCCCUCUCGGCAAUACUCACUCGAAUGCUCCGGAAGUGGAAGAACCGGUUUCCAAACAUCGACCCCCUUCCCGAAACUGGAGAUACUGUUCAGGACACGCCCAUGCUGGGACGUUUGACUCUCAUACUGCACUCCAAGGCCACACCCGCACGAAUGUGCUUUGUGGAAGAAGAGGAGGAUCUAGAGGAGGAGCUGCUGUGGGUAGCCCGAGAAGCCGAGCAAAUACUCCACGCCCGGGACCGAAACUCUUGUGGGGUCCCUAUUCCUAUUGAGAUACAACAAGGGUUGUCCCGGGCUCUUCGGCGCAGGGAUCCCGAGGGGGCGGAGGAAUGGCACACGUCACGCCGUCUCUUCGAGGUCUUUCAAAGGGCUGGCAUGACUUCAAUAUACUGGCAAGAAUGGGGAGAAGGGUGUUCGAUCUUCGGCGACGUUCUACUGGGUAACUGA
This is a messenger RNA of Chaetomium globosum CBS 148.51, 3702 nucleotides long. RefSeq lists its product as uncharacterized. The transcript has a single exon. NCBI's taxonomy places the organism in Eukaryota, Fungi, Ascomycota, Sordariomycetes, Sordariales, Chaetomiaceae. The record is from RefSeq and is a predicted model, not a curated record. Bases 1 to 3702 code for a protein of 1233 amino acids.